This is a messenger RNA of Acaromyces ingoldii, 1410 nucleotides long. RefSeq lists its product as hypothetical. The transcript has 2 exons. The coding region runs from base 1 to 1410 and encodes 469 amino acids. NCBI's taxonomy places the organism in Eukaryota, Fungi, Basidiomycota, Exobasidiomycetes, Exobasidiales, Cryptobasidiaceae. The record is from RefSeq and is a predicted model, not a curated record.
AUGCUACCCCUUCACCUUCUCACCGCUUGUCUUUUCUUUGUUGUGGCGCAGGUCGCUGGCAACAAUGAACGUCAUCUGAUCACUUUCAACAAGAUCAACCUCGGUAAUCUGGCUGCGCUGAAAAUUUUGAUGCACAGGGGCGGCUACACUCAUGCUCACAUCAUUCUGAAUGGUAUUCGCCACGUCAACAAGGCAGUCGGCCAUUUCGAUAACUGGAAUGACGCAUUUGGCCACCAGAGGUCGCCUGAUUCCUCAACAGCCUUCACGACAUACGGCGGUCGUCCUCUUCCUGAGGAGUACGCGGGCGAAUGGUACGAAAGUUCCUUUCUAGGAACACCCCGAGAGCCAGACAAGAAAAGCCUCGAUGAUCUGGAGCCUAAGAAAGAUAUUAUUUACGAUAUACACCAGGUGGUAUCCACAGAUAUGAGCGACCACGAAACGUUGAACGACCGCAUACUUCAAAGGGGCGGCAAGAUUGGCCGCGUGUUUGUACAGCACGGCCGCAACACACAGAUUCCCGGCAGACAUGCUCUUUCAAAGAGCGUUCCCCUCAGGCUCGGAAAGAUUUACACCACCGCCGAGAGAAUCGUUGCCAUCGGCACAACCUCGAUCACACCGGCCGAAAUCUCCGUCUCGCUGAGCAAACUCAACUUUAGGCUGCCUUCCGAGCAUAUCCGAGUGGCAUCAAAAGAUCCUUUUGCAGCCAAUACGCUGAUUCGUGUUAACAAGAUGCUCAAUCGCGACGACGAAAACCCAGCAUUGGAGUUUCUGCCAGAAGACUUACGCGAGGUGACGCCAGAUAGAUCCGGAUCCAUCGUUGAGCCGGUCCGGAAGCUUGUCCGAUCAGGCCUGAAUCGCAGCAACAUGGAUGUGUACGGAAGUCUCGAAAUUUGGGUCUCGCAAGCAAUCGAGAAAAUCAAGGAGCAAAUGAUCGAUGCAAGUGAAGAUGAGCGCGCGCAACUUGAUACGUAUUUGCACCGUCUGAAUGGGAUCCAACUCAAGCUCGAAUACAGUUCACCAAAAGAAGGCGAGGCUGAAUUUGCUGAUGCCAUGUUCACCGUCGUUCUCUUCACGGACGAGUACAAAUCUCAGCCAUUUGUGCCCAUAGGACAAGGUGAGGCGUCGUCUUCCUCUCGCCGCGGCCGCGGAGUCGAUCACGCAAGAGCCGGGGAAGUCGCUGGCGACAGCAAGGUCAGGACCUAUGAAAAUCUCCCCAGGGAAAAGCUCCUCAAUGAUGCAUUCAGAGACUUGCCCAAGAAGACCGAACUGGAAUUAUUCGCCGUAGCGGACGUCCGCAAGCACGCCAUUGCCUGCUGCGCAACGCAGCAGGAACGGGGCGUCCACGCACGACUGCAGAAGGCGUUCAAGCGCGCCCUCAAGCACGCCCUACAGGACGAAUUGCAGAGAUAA